This is a messenger RNA of Helianthus annuus (common sunflower), 852 nucleotides long. RefSeq names its product DNA polymerase epsilon subunit C. Gene Ontology annotation, molecular function: protein heterodimerization activity. The transcript has 4 exons. Gene Ontology annotation, cellular component: nucleus. Gene Ontology annotation, biological process: regulation of DNA-templated transcription. NCBI's taxonomy places the organism in Eukaryota, Viridiplantae, Streptophyta, Magnoliopsida, Asterales, Asteraceae. The coding region runs from base 47 to 658 and encodes 203 amino acids. The record is from RefSeq and is a predicted model, not a curated record.
AAACUGUGUUUAACAGUCUUUCAGAUAGCCGUUCCCUAGACAGAAAAUGACGACGGAAACAACUACGGCGACGGCGAAGGCAAAAUCCACCGGCAAGCGUAAAAUCAAAAAAUCCGGUGCGCCGGAUACAGCUCCAAUCACUCUCUCUUCAACUUCUAAUUCUCACAACCACGAGAGCAAUGGCUCAAAGUCAACAUCAAAAUCAUACGUGGACCUGACCGGAGAAACAGUUUCCGUAGAUGACGCCGUAAAAGUGUCUCCGUCUUCUAACGGCGUGAACGUUUCAACGAAAAAGAAAAAGAAGAACGAGGAUAAUCAUAAAAAGAAGAUAAAAGAUGAGAGUGACGAGAAAGACGGUAGUUUGUUGUAUCAGAUUCCGAUGAAUCGCGUGAGUCGGAUCAUUAAGAGUGAAGAUCCGAACAUUCGUAUCACUCAAGAAGCGGUUUACAUCAUUAACAAAGCUUCGGAAAAAUUUCUUCAGGUGUUCACUACAGAAGCAUAUGCUAGUGCUUUUCUGGAUCACAAGAAACAUAUCGAUUACAAACACCUUUCAUCGGUUGUUGGCAAGCGGAAGAGAUUCGACUUUCUUUCAGAUUUUGUUCCUGAGAAACUGAAAGCAGAAGACGCGUUAUCAGAAAUACAAGCAGUAGAGAAUUGAAAUGGGGGUCUCGAUUGUACUACGAGGAUGACGAAUCUAAUUUUUGUAAAAUUAGUGUGCAUUUUUGUGUUGUUAAGGUUUGCUUAUAUUCAAUACAAGAAUGCUGAUGUCUUAGGUUCAAGUAGCCAAGAACUGAAUCAGAAAUCAUGACCUUGAGACUUGAGUAUUAUUACAUGCAUAGGUGUUUGAUAAAA